UUUGUAACUUCUUCCACCAAAAGUUUGCGCGACCACUUUGCUCUGCUUCUUUGGUUGAAACAAAUAUCAACGCCCACGCUUUUGUACGUCUUUUGUACGUACGCCUCAUCAACUCCAAGCCAGUGCACACGGCGUUCAAAAGCUCGACCAUUCCGACGCUUCAUACGACUCUGCGGGAGACCGGCUUUUCGGAACGUGGAUAAAUUCGUGGAAAUAUCUCACUUUUUGGUCACUGACAGCAGUUUUGUUGGAUCGUCUCUGUUAAUUGAGGAUACCAUCUAGGCUGAGGAGUGCCUAAGUUUAUUUACAGAAGUUUGGAAUUGUAUUUUUCACUCGACUGCACCAUCCUGCGCCAUGAAGCCUUGGGCUCGACUCCUGUGAUAGGCGCACCAAUGAGGAUUGUGUGAUGAAUAAGGAUUAGGCGCUCAUCAAUAAUUGCUUGACACACACAGGAGACGUGGUGGGUGUGAAGACGAAAAUCCAGCCAAGAUGUACGUCCCGGAAGGUGGCAGGGUGGAAGGAGGCGAACAAGAAGUCAUUCACCAAGUCGUCACCUUACUCACCUCAACGGCCUCUCUGGUAGUCCUAGUCCUAGCCACUUUUUUCUGUGGAAUGUGUUACUGCUUCGGGGGGUCCAAGCCGGACUACGACGAUGACGAGGGGACCACGGGCUUCAGGAACUCGGACCAGGAGCAGAAAUGGCCGAUCUUAAAUCGUUCGGCCUCGUUAGGAGAGAGGGGGGCGAAGAACGGUGGGAGGACCCAGUCACCGGUGUUCGUACACCAAUCAAGUUUAAGACCCCGUUCAGAGAGCGACGAAUCGGUCGCCGCGAACAAUGACGAAUCCAUCGCGACCGGCUAUGGUACGAUGGGGGACUCGUCGAUCGCGACAAGGACGACGGCGGAAGCUCACGUAGAGGUAGCGGAUAGUUUCGCACAGACGAGCUUUGAGUUUGAGAGUAGAAGCCAAGUAGGUGACAAAUCUGCCACCUUGCCACCAGAACUGAGCAAUAAACGCUCGGAGACUCCGAAGAAGUCGGUGAUGUUUCGGUCCCAAUCCGUGGACCCGUCCUUAAUUCCGUUGCAAAGUUUUGCCCACGAAGUUGGGUCUAUGUACGCCGAGCCGGUCCAACCGGCCACGAAACCCGGGAUCCUUCACACCGUUCAUUCCGAACCAGCAAUGUCUCUGCAAUCAGAGUAUGUACAUAUUGUGAUAUUCAAGUUAAUAAUGUGUGAUGUUUUACGUGCUAUUUUUUGCAGGGAAAUGAUUUUGAGUGUGAAAGAUGUAGUUACAAUGUGGUGUGUGUUUGAUAAUUGAGUGACAUUGCCUUACUUGUAUUAACAUGAUGGGAACUACUUUAAAAAAAAAAUUCUUCAUAACGUUCAUUCCGAACCAACAGUGUCUCUGCCAAUCGAGUAUGUACAUAUUUUGUUAAGUUUAACGUGUGAGGUUUUAUGUAUGAAUCUUGCGCAAAAUUAUUUUAAGUGUGAAAGGGGUUGUCACAAUGUGGUGUGUGUUUGAUUAAUUGACUAACAUUGCCUUAGUUGUAACACAAUAGGAACUCCUUUUGAAGAAAAAAUCGACCUAAGGCAAUUUCAAAACCCUUGUGAAACACCAAUUGAAAUGUGCUAACGUGACAAUGAUAUAUUGCUUAAUCUAAAAAUGAUUUCUAUGGGACGUGCAAUAGGGUAUCGGAAUUGGCCUUGGGAUUUUUUUUGAAAGAUAAUUGUGAUCGUGUUUCAUGUGGGGCAACGCGGGAAAUUAAUUAUUUAGAAACUUGGGGUAAGGAGCCAAGUGAGUUAUUAGCUUGUAAAGGUCACAGUGAGAUCUAGGAAAGAACAAUACUUCGGAAUGAAAUUUGAUUGCUAAAUUGUCAUUUUGCUGCAUAACAAUGAAAUCUGUUUUGUGCGAGGUAGGUUGACGUUACGUCCAUGUUUUCAACACAUUUUGAGUAAAACAGUGUCAGUUUGAAAUUUUGAAUCGUGCAAGGUCAUUUGAAAUGUUUGCAGAGCUAGCCAUGCAAUUAAUGCAACUGAUGCAACGCUCCGUGUAAAUUAAGACACACGCUGUUACCAGAAGUAGACAUAUUUAACAAAUUUGUGAAUUAGAAUGGAGACAAGGCUGAAAUCACAGGUUUCAUUUAAUUGCAGGAAAUCAUAAUUACUCUUCAGGCCUACCGAAACAGGUCAUGUUUUCAAGAGGAAGUUCCUUUGU
Messenger RNA from Strongylocentrotus purpuratus (purple sea urchin), 2214 nucleotides. RefSeq lists its product as uncharacterized. The coding region runs from base 490 to 1317 and encodes 275 amino acids. NCBI's taxonomy places the organism in Eukaryota, Metazoa, Echinodermata, Echinoidea, Camarodonta, Strongylocentrotidae. The transcript is spliced from 6 exons. The record is from RefSeq and is a predicted model, not a curated record.